Molecule: messenger RNA, 1416 nt
Organism: Zingiber officinale
Lineage: Eukaryota; Viridiplantae; Streptophyta; Magnoliopsida; Zingiberales; Zingiberaceae
Product: eukaryotic translation initiation factor 3 subunit H-like
Exons: 12
Coding region: 148-1164 (338 amino acids)
Cellular component (GO): eukaryotic translation initiation factor 3 complex; cytosol; eukaryotic 43S preinitiation complex
Molecular function (GO): translation initiation factor activity; metallopeptidase activity; protein binding
Source: RefSeq, a predicted model, not a curated record
AUUGAGCUGGACUUUUGCCGUAGAAUCGGCUGUUUCCUGUUUGUAAAAGGUCAUUAAUGCCAGCUGAUGUAAGGCGAACCCUAACCUGCACGAAACCUCAGAAGGCUGCUCGUCUUCCCGCCGCGCCGCUCUGCCCUAUACUACUUGAUGGCGAAUACCAUGCCUCGUUCUUUCCUUCAAGCGGCGGCCACCUCUGAGGAGGUUGCGCCCCCUCUGCGAGUUGUUCAGAUUGAAGGGCUGGCUGUCUUGAAGAUAAUCAAGCAUUGCAAUGAGUUCUUGCCAUCUCUAGUCACAGGUCAACUGCUUGGGUUGGAUGUUGGAAGUGUACUUGAAGUGACCAAUUGUUUUCCUUUCCCGAUAAGAGAAGAAGAUGAGGAGAUUGAAGCUGAUGGAGCCAACUAUCAACUGGAGAUGAUGAGAUGCUUAAGGGAAGUCAAUGUGGAUAAUAACACAGUAGGAUGGUACCAGUCCACAUUAAUGGGUUCAUUUCAGACUGUUGAACUGAUUGAAACGUUCAUGAAUUACCAGGAGAAUAUUCGAAGAUGUGUUUGCAUUGUAUAUGAUCCAUCAAGGUCUGCUCAAGGUGUAUUAGCUCUCAAGGCUUUAAAACUGACAGAUUCUUUUAUGGAUCUUUACCGCAAUAAUAACUUUACUGGGGAGAAGUUGAGGGAAAAAAACUUGUCAUGGGUUGAUAUCUUUGAGGAGAUACCUAUUAAAGUUUCUAAUUCUGCUUUGGCUAGUGCAUUCAUGACAGAAUUGGAGCCCGAGCUACCUGUUAAACAGUGUGAUUAUGAUCGCCUGAAACUGUCUACUGCUCCAUAUAUGGAGAGAAACUUGGAGUUUUUAAUUGAUUGCAUGGAAGAUCUUUCUGCUGAACAGAAUAAGUUUCAAUACUAUUACCGGAACCUCUCAAGGCAACAAGCACAACAACAAACAUGGCUUCAAAAACGGAGAGUGGAGAACAUGGCACGGAAAGCAGCUGGAGAAGAGCCCUUACCAGAGGAAGAUCCAGCAAAUCCAAUCUUCAAACCAAUUCUUGAGCCAUCUCGUGUAGAUAGCUACCUCAUUACAAAUCAAAUAUCGAACUAUUGCAACCAAAUUAAUGGAGUCGCAACUCAGAGUUUCAAUAGAUUGUACCUAAUGAAGGCUUUGCACGAGGACUAAAUCUAGUCUGGUUCGACGAAGUACUGGUGUAAUGAUCCAUCAUUGGAAUUUUUGUACCAGUUAUUAUAGUCUGGACACUUAAAUAGUUCAAGUAACAGCAGCUCAAAGCAAUGCUUCAAGAUUUCUACAUUCAUAGCCUUGUUUCUUGUAAAACUUGUUGUUUCAUCCUUCCUCUAACUUAUGGCACUAUUAGCUGCUCUGUUAACUUUUGAUAAUUAAGUGAUCUGCUUUUUGCGGUGAUUUGUUGGCAAA